AUGAAAUACGCAGUUUGCUGUGAUAAUGGCUUUUUUGAUAAUCCUUUGUUAUCAGUAAAUCAUAUUAAUGCGAUACUAAAAUUGACGACAGCAAUAGUUUAUAGGGUAUUCAUAGAUAUUAUGGAUAACAAAUUCAAAUUUAAAGAAAUUGUAAUAAUCUUAUUGCAACGAGUAGAAAGUAUCGCAGACUCAUAUGGCACUGAUUUCAUUACUAUAUUUCCAUGGAAUAAUGGGAAUGCGGAAUCGAAUCCGCAAUUUGCGUUAGAUAUAAUAAAUCCGAAUAUUGUUGCUACUGCCGUAACGAUAUUUUAUGGCGAAGUGAAAAUCGAAAGCAUGAAAAGGGAAAUCUUACGGAAACAAAUUGAAAUCAUUGUGAAUGCUACUUCAACUUUUAAUCAAAAAUUCCCGAAAAAUGUUUCGUUUCCAAUUUUUUCGGAAAAAAUGAAUCCAAAGUUUCCAAAUACAAGAGUCGUGAUCAAAUCUGAACAACGUAUUUCCGUCGUUCUUCAUACUUACGAUGGAGAUUGGAAUAAAAUGUCAGGCGAUAGUUUCAUUGUGAUGCCAACGUCAUUAGCUGGUAGUAAUUAUAGUGUGACGUUGCCUGAGACCGAUAAAGGAGCUAAUUCUAGCGGUGCAUCAAUCUAUUUUUUGCCACUUUUUGAUGAUACAACUAUAAGGCUGGAAAUUAUUGAAAAUGCGGCAACAUCUGGUCAUUUUUUUACUCUUGGUCAAGUCGAUAGCACUUCAAUAAAAGUUUAUAAUAGCAAAAAUUCAUUCUCAAUGUAUGCGAAUUCCGAAAAACCGUUUAUAUUGGUUGUUGCUGCUAGGCAUUUGCCAUCAAAUGAUAAAAAAAAUAACGAUUUUGGAAGUUUUAUGCCAACUCCAAUCACCUGUACUGAUUUAGAGACCAACGAAGAUCACUAUUUUUUAUUAAGCAUGUUUGAGAAUGAAUCCUACGCUAUUAACGCUCCUUAUUCUUUGUGCCCAAACUUCAAUAUUUCUCUUACUAGUGGAACAAUCUUGGAUAUUGAUGUUUCAAAGAAGCAAGAAUUUUUUCAACCGUCACUCUAUAUUAAGGAUUUCUCCGAAUUAAAAAGUAUUCCAAUGGUUCAAAUAACAACCUAUGUAAGAGGUGAUGGUUAUUCGCAUCUCAGAGAAUUGCCUUCUUUCUCGCAGUUCGUUACUGGCUUAAUAGGAUUUGUUGUGCCAGACUACAGCAAUACAACAAUUAUGCAAAUAAUCGCCGAUGAACAAACUUAUAAAACCGGCCAGUUGAACGGCAAACAGAGGCCAAAUUAUACGAAAUACGACAAGUUUUACUAUGGUUCAAUUGAUCAUCUAGAAUUUGGAUACAAUUAUUUUACGGCUGAUGGCAAUUAUUCCGUAUAUAUACAUGGAAAAUAUGGGAGCGCUUCAUAUGGCUUCAAUGUUGCAUAUAACAAAACAACCAAAGUCACUUCAACCACAUCUAUGUCGACCACAACUUUUACGACAACAUCGUCUUCAAUUACUUCAUCUGAUACUUCAACUUCCUCAACUGAUACUUCGACCAUAACAACCACCACUCCACGUGGACCAAUUUUGCAAGCGGAUUCUGUUGCCACUCAUUUCACGCUCGUCUUUCCGUGGAAUAUUGACGAUUCAGGAAAUAUUUCGUUAACACUACAUCUCAUAAAUCCAAAUCUUGAAGAUGCCGUGGUUUAUUUGAAAUAUUGGGAAAUUAAUGGCAAAAAUGCUAUGAGAAAAAUGGAAGCGGUUUCGGUUCCAUCUAAGCGACAUAUAAUGUUCGCUUUUAACAAAAAUUCAUCAAGUGAAUAUAUAAAACAUGACGGUGUUAGCGAGAUUGACGACACUCGUAUCACUAUUCGAUCAACAGUUCCAAUAUCAGUUUUAGGGAGUAUUUAUAAUGAGAAAGGAUCUGGCGAUAGCUUUACAAUCUUACCAAAAUCGAUGGCUGGAAGAAGCUAUGUCGUUUCAAUGCCAAAAGUUGAACAAAUUGAUUAUAGUGUUGUUUAUUUUAUCCCAACGAAUGAACCAACAGAAGUUAUGCUUACUGUAAUAAAUGAAACAUCAACAGAGACUAUUAAAAUUAACUUGGAAGAAGACGAUAUGUCAAAAAUAUUAGCGUAUAGAGUCUCUAAGAGUGCCUUUACUUUAUAUGCGGAUGGCGAUAAUCCUUUCGUGAUUUUGACUGCUAUUCAUGGAAUUUCCGCAUCAAAUCUGUCAAAUGGUUUUGCAGAUUUUGGUUGCUUUAUGCCUCCUCCAGCUGCAGACAUAGAAUGUGCAUCUACGAUACCCUACGAUUAUAUAACUUCAGUCGAUACAGCAAAUUAUUUUCUCGCUGCGCCUCCAUCAAAUACUUGUCGUAAAUUUAAAAUUUCCGUUUACGGAAUGAACGGAAUGAAUAAAACGUAUGAAAUUGAUCCAAAAGCUGCUCAAAAUUUUCUAGCGUGGACUGCAGAUGAGUAUGAAAGUGGUGUCAUAGCGCGAUCCAACAAUGGUCCAUUGCAAAUUACCAAAUUUGGUGGUUAUAAAAUGAAUAAAACAAAUAUUGAAGGGAUUUAUCUCGACUUUGUACCUUCGAUAGCUUGGUUUGUGACUGGAACGGCAACAUUGUUUAUACCUACCAACACAAGUGAAGUAUUGGUAAUCGGUGAUGAGGAAACGGCUCAAGUUGCUUAUUUUGAUGGAUUUGCUUUAAAUUUCACCAAAAUGCCUUACUAUGAUCAAAAUCUAUAUUAUUCCAAAAACUUUGGUACGGUUGGCUCACAUAUUAUCUCAUCAACUGGAAAAUUUAUAAUAUUCGUCUAUGGCACAAAUGCCGGAGCAUCAUAUGGAUUCAUCCCAUUCUUUAAUAGUCCAAUUUCGGCAAAACCGACUCCCACUCCUACUACUCCUUCACCAACUCCGAUCCCACCUCUUCGUAACGUUUCUGAUUCGUAUGGUACUUCUUUCGUUGGUGUUCUUCCAUAUAAUAACUAUUACUCACGACAUACGCUUACAAUAAUUAAUUCGCAAAAUUUUUCUACUACUGUAGAAAUAAAAUAUUGGAAACAAUUGGAGCAAAAGAUCGAAGUGAUAACUGUAGCUGCCGUUGAUUUCACUGAGUUUCAAUUAGAUGCGUCGACACUAGGUGGUUCGUUCAUUCCUCAAUUGAACUGGAUACUUGAUAAUCGUUUCUAUAUCAAUUCGAUAACUCCGAUAUCUGUCGUUUAUUCUAUUUAUGACUUAGAGGAAGGCACUGGUGAUAGUUUCACAUUAUUGCCGACAACAAUGGCUGGAAAAAAUUUUGCGAUAUCACUACCUAUGGCUUCAUCCACUAAUUCUUCUAUGCUUAUACUUUACUUCAUAGCUGAUAGUACGACGAAAAUAGUGCUAAAUAUCUUUGAGAACAAAACGUAUUAUCAAUAUGGCUUUUAUACACCAAGAGAUUAUUACGGCGUAUUCGGCAAUGCAGCCUACGUCAUAUAUAACGAACAACUUACUGCUUAUGCUGAAGGAGAUGCACCAUUUCAAAUUAUUGCAAUGAUUCAAUAUUUAUUGGAUUCAAAUUAUUUCCUAAUGUCUCCUCCAAUAGCCAAAUGCGGCAGCUACGGUAUAAAGCUUUAUGCUUCGGAUGGCACCUAUCAAUCGAUGGAUAUCAACUCAUCGGAAAUGCAAGAUUUGCAACACUUACGACGUGAUGACUAUGGAAAUAAUGUCGGCAUUCUAUCGACUUAUGCUUUGUUGCAAAUCACGAAUUUCGGAGGAUAUGGGAUCGCUGAACAAGGAAUCUAUCUUGAUUUAGUACCAUCUCUAUCGCAAUUUACUACUGGAUUAGUUCCAUUUUAUGCUGUAACGGAUGAUAGACAAAAAGCAGUGCCUUAUCAGCCAGAGCCGUAUUAUAUUGUAACGACAAGUCGUAGCAUUUCGAGUGCUUCGAAUAUAGCAAAUUUGCAUGAUGCAGUGAGCCCCGACUCAUGUAACACGUCGUUCGUCUCCGUCCUUCCGUAUAAUGAUGGCGCAUCAAAUUGUACAAUUAUAUUAAUCAAUUGUCAAAAUGUUAAUACGACUGUAACAGUUAAUUAUCGGAGAUUAAGUGAUGGCCAUUUCGUUAAAAGUAAUUUCACCGUUAAUCUUUUAGCGUUCGGCUUCGAAAAGAUCGAAAUGGAUACAUUAGCGCUCACCUUUCCACCUUAUCAAUCGAAAGCCAACUGGUUUAUUGAUAGUCGUUUUUACGUUGAUUCGAAAACGCCGAUCUCCGUUGUCGUAACUACUCAUAAUGAUAAGGGAAUUGGUGAUGCAUAUACAUUGAUACCAAAAGCAAAGGCAGGAACGAAUUAUGCAUUAUCACUACCCGCUGCAUCAAUGGGUGACUAUUCUUUGCUAUAUUUUAUACCCAUUAAAGACAUGGUGCUGAAUAUAAGAUUACUUACGCAAAAUAUUUCUUAUCAGUAUUCAGCCUUUAUACCGGCAGCAGAUGAAUCGAAAAUAAUGGCAUUUGCCUUUUUUGGCGAACAGUUUACAGCAUAUAUCGAUGGAGAUUCGCCAUUUCAUGUUUUGGCCAUGAUUCGACGCAUUAAAUCAUUUUCGAAUCUCAUUGACUUUGGCUGUUUUAUGCCUCAACCUUUGCUUCGAACUGGCAUAAUCUCAUUUCCAGAAUGUGCUCCUCAAUCGGUCUACGAUGCGCAUAUUGCACCAUUAAAUAAUUCCAGUUAUUUGUUCCUCACACCACCAACAAUAGAAUCUGGAAAAAUUAAUAUUUCUUUAUAUGGUUCAAAUGCUUUAAGACAAGUACAUAUUAAUUCAAAAGAAAUGCAACAUUUAGAGGAAUUUGGAACCAACGAGUUUGGAAAAAGCGUCGAAAUACUAGCAACGGACUGUUUAUUGCAAAUCAUGGAUUUGGGUAGUUAUAAUGUUAACGGUGGCUUAUAUCUCGAUCUUAUACCAUCGUUAUCACAAAUGGUUACCGGAACUGUGCCUUUCUAUGUUCCGACUAAUGAUAAUAAAGUUAUGUUCAGAUUUUGCAUUCACAUGAGAUUUGGUAACAAAUUUGGUAACACAUUGAGAUUCUUCCUUUCAUAUGCGCCAUUGUACUGUGAUCAACCUGAACUGCAGCUAAAAAUAAGUUCAUGCUUGGUUUCAUAA
Messenger RNA from Dracunculus medinensis (Guinea worm), 5127 nucleotides. The record is from the annotation of a GenBank genome assembly. NCBI's taxonomy places the organism in Eukaryota, Metazoa, Nematoda, Chromadorea, Rhabditida, Dracunculidae.